Messenger RNA from Lactuca virosa, 912 nucleotides. The record is from the annotation of a GenBank genome assembly. NCBI's taxonomy places the organism in Eukaryota, Viridiplantae, Streptophyta, Magnoliopsida, Asterales, Asteraceae.
AUGCAGGAUAUACAUUCGUUUGAGAGCAGCGGCGGAGGAGGUGCGUUGUUCGCCGGAGGAGGAGACAGGAGGUAUCGGCACCACCACCAGGAUUUGAAGUGUCCACGUUGCGACUCUUCAAACACAAAAUUCUGUUACUACAACAACUACAACCUGUCUCAGCCACGCCACUUCUGCAAAAGUUGCCGGCGAUACUGGACAAAAGGCGGUGUACUCCGCAACGUUCCCGUUGGAGGCGGCAUCCGUAAAGCCAAGCGCUCAAGCAAGCCAAAAUCUAAGAUUAGUAUCCCUUGCUCCGACGCCGUCGCCGCCGAGCGCAAGUCUUCGAAUUCAGAAAACUCAAGCAGCGACAGCUCAACGCCGCAUAGAACAGCAACAACAACGACGAGUAUUACCACGACGGAUGCCUCAGGGAGUAAUUCUACAAACUCAACCCCGGCGAUGAUGCUUAAUUUUAAUGAAUCAUCCAGACGAUUCUUCAAUAUCCCUCAGUCUUCUACUCCAAUCACUACCUUCGAUCCUAUAAUGGUGAACCAACCAUCAGCUGGAAACAUGUCAUCGGAGAUUGGGGCGUUUACCAACAUGAUGACCUCAUCGACGGAUCAGUUAUCCGGCAUUCCAUCCUUCCAGUUGCAGCAGAAGAACACAGAGGAUGUCGUUGGGAAUCAUAACUGUAACCAGAUUCAAUGGACGGUGGAAACAGCGGGGUUCAUGGACCAGGCGGCGGACAUUGAGUUAUCCAUUUAUGGAAACAGGAGAAACAACGGUGGAAUUGCAGGGAUAGAAAAUUGGCAACACAGUACAGAUGAAGGUCUGUUUGAUCUAACAGGAAACUUAGAUCAAUCUUACUGGAAUCAAAAUCAUUGGAAGGAUGACGACCAUAACCAGUAUCAUCUUAAUUACAUUCCUUAA